AUGAAUUAAGUUGCUAAUCAUGAAGGUGUAAACUAAUUAGUGUAUGGUAUACUAGUCAAAAUAAAGAUGCAUAAAUCCAAACGAACUUAGAUAAUUUUGUUUUUGAGUCCGAAUGAGGCUAGGAUGAUUCAAAUGGUAAUGCAAUAAUAAAAUUCUUAGCUUGAUCCACUUGGUACUUUCAGUAAUUACUUUGAUCUCACACAAAUUUCAGACAUUACAUCUGAAGAGCAGAACAAACUGAAAAUCAUCAAUUCGCAAGGAAUCUUCAUUAAACUCUACUUUGAUAAUUACCAAUAACAAAACAUCAUUAGAGAAGGAUUGCAAUAUCUUAUAGCUGAGGCAUUCCGCAUCUAAAAAUAGUUAGAUAGCUACAAUCAAAUAUGGAGCAAUGCCCUAAAAUUGAUUACUAAGUCAGAUCUCGAUAUGGAUAAUAGACUCAACUUUAAAGAAUUCUAAUUUCUAAUUGGAGAAUUGUAAAUUGAAAUCCAAGAAAGAAAACUCUUAUAGUUAUUUGAUAAACAUUAAAAAAAUAACCAAUUGGAUGAGGCUACUCUGUAUAAAUUGCUCAUGGAGAUUACAAGGAAACAUGAAUUGAUUCAAUUAUAUCAAAAAUAUUGCAGUAAAUAAGAAGGUUUAUUUGAUGAUCCCCACAAUACGAUGUUGAUGAGUGCUCAUGACUUAGAAACCUUCUUCUUAAUUGAGUAGGGUCAAAAAGAUUAUAAAGCAUAAAAAUAGUGUUACAAUUUCUAUGAUUUCUAAAACAUCAUUUUUAAUCAAGAAAACUCAAUAUUCCAAGCCAAAGAUUUUGAUAAAUCUUAGCCUCUUACAUAAUAUUUAAUCAAUUCAUCUCACAAUACCUAUCUAGAAACCAACCAAUUAACUGGUUAAUCAAGUUGCUUUGCCUACCAAGAUGCCUUCAAGAUGGGGUUUAAAUGUGUAGAAUUAGAUUGUUGGGAUGGAUAAGAUGGAGAACCAAAUGUUACACAUGGUCAUACCUUAGUGAAUGAUAUCAAGUUUAUAGAUGUUAUCAGAACAGUCAGAGAAUUCGCCUUCUUUAAAGAUGAUAAUCCUGCUAUUUUAUCUUUAGAAAUGCAUUGUUCUCUUAAAUAACAAAGAAGAAUUGCUGACAUAUUGAGAUCAGUCUUAGGAGACAUGCUCUUUGUGAUCAAGGACUAUAAGGCUAAGCAAUUUGCUUCUUUGUAGGAAUUGCAGAGGAAGGUCUUGAUAAAAUACAAGGCUGAUGAAGAAUUCUUGUAAGAGAAACUGCAAUUGAGUGAUCAUUCCUUAUCCUUAUCCUUGUAUUGUACAUAAACAAAAGAAGACAUGCUCAUUCAGUUCGAAGAUGAACAAGAUAAUGAUAACUAGCUUAACUAAUAUAGCAAAACACUUGAUAGUAAACAAGUCAAGAAGAGUUGCAGAGAAAUAUUGGAAAUAACGUCUUUGUUCGCUGUAUCGCUUAAACUGAAUGUCAAUCCAGAUUUGGUGUGGGUGGUUUCAAGUGUAUCUGAAGAUAAGAUUUAAGAUGUCGUGAAAAAGAAUUAAGGGAAAUUUUAAGAUUAUGUGAAUACGUACUUCGUAAGGAUCUAUCCCUUAGGUUUAAGAUUCGACUCCAGUAAUUUUGACCCCUUUCCAUCAUGGUCAGCAGGAGCAUAGAUGGUAGCCCUGAAUAUACAAACCAAAGACAUCUUUAUGCUAUACAAUUACGGUAUGUUUCUCAAUAGUUCUUAUAUAUUGAAGUCUAAAAAUGAUAUUUAAAUGACACUCUUCAUCCAAAUACUAAGUGCCAGUAACAUAGUGUGGGAAGAGGAGAAAAGAAGACAGCAAGAGGUUGUCGACCCUUACAUCAAAGUCAGGAUUGCUGGGAACAAGGAAGACGUAAAUAACUCAGAAAAAUGGAGAACUGAAGUUAUCUACGACAAUGGGUAUCAUCCAAUCUUCAAUUAUAAAUGCAAAAUUCAACUGAAACAUGCUUAAUAAGAUGUGAUUUACUUCCAGGCAUAUAGUUAUUCGCUUUUGGGAGAUUCCUUACUGGGACAAUAUUGCUUAUCUCCAUUAAAUUUGAGAAGAGGUUAUCGAAUAGUCCCUUUAUUAAAUUCUUAAUUGAAGCCAUUAUUAAACUCUUUUGUUUUAGUAAAUAUUAAAAUAGAGUAUUGA
Paramecium octaurelia is the source of this 2154-nucleotide messenger RNA. NCBI's taxonomy places the organism in Eukaryota, Ciliophora, Oligohymenophorea, Peniculida, Parameciidae. The record is from the annotation of a GenBank genome assembly.